UUUACGUAUAAUGCAAUAUAUAGUUUUAUACCUGGAUAUAUUUUAAAUUCUCCUGUGAAUGUGACAUAAAAUAUAAGUAUGAAAUGCAACUGAAUUGAACAAUAAUUAUUUAGAUCUGUAUAUCAUACGGAAUUAGAUUGGGAUCUGACGUUUCAGAAACGAGAAAAUUAUACAUUUUAUCCUUGUCAAAACGAAAGCAGGUUUAAUAUGGCGUCGAUUUGGAUAAGAAUCAUAUUCUUUCUGGUGAUCUCACCAAUAACUACAAAUGACAGAGAGAAUCAAGCAGCCAGUAGCCAACCGAUGUGCUUGCCUUUCAAGGCUCUCUUCCUAUGGCAUACAAGUAGUGGGUAUGACCACUCCUUCGUUCAACAAACACGUUUGAUGAUAAAACUGAUACAUGAUUUUCCCGAAGGUACAGACAUAUCAGUGGUUACAGUUGGCGCAAACAUGAACGCAAAGUUACAUUUUAAAAAGAAAGUAACCAAUCGUAGUUGGAUAAAUGAAUUAAUGCAGUAUGAACCUGGAAAUUCUACAAAACAUGUAAUUCCGUAUUUAGAACUCAGCGCUGCUGUUUACAGUUAUUUUGAUAAGAACGAAAACCCUAAAAUGGCUGAGGAAAUAUUCUUAGUUGUAAAUAAUAAGUCAAUAAUAGAUGAUAAACAGAAAGGAGUUGAAGUGCUAGAAAAGAAGAAAACGUUCAUAAUAUUAUUUGGAAAACAGUCAUCACGAGACGUGUUUACGAACCUUGCAACGGACAAUCGUCAUAUUAUCGGACUGGACGGCAGCGAUGACAGUAUAAACGGUGCUACAAAAUCUAUCCUUAAUCUAUCUUGCCAAGAUUCAAGACUUUUGUGUGACACUGAUAAACACUGGACCGGAGAGAGGUGUUAUAGAUGUACGUAUGUUUGCUCACCGGAUGCGUGGAAACCAUCUGAAUACUGUUUAAGCGUCUGUCCAUAUUUUAAGCACUCUCCACCGGAUAAGGACCCGGAGGUUGACCAUUCUGCCGAUGACCCUUCAGGUUACCAGACUGCAGCAAGACAUUCUGUUGUGAACACCUUCUUACUAUCGGUGAUUAUCUUUGUCUUGGUAAUUAUAUUUUGCUGGAAGUGCAAGCCCUUGAAAGCCAAAAUACUUAAAGUUUGUAGAAAACGAAACUUCAAAAAACUUAAAGUUUGUAGAAACAGAGACACGACAGAAACAAAAAGCUCUUCUUCGAAUGAAUAUUCAGUAAAAAAUGAUGUACAAGAUAAAAAUGCACAUGUAGAUGCGGGAAAUGCACGUGUAGAUGACAGAGUUGUAGCUGAUGGAGAUGAACAUGAACCGAAAACCCAGAUAAAGGACGACAACCUACCUGAUACAGAACGAGUAAAACAGGACGUAAAAUAUACACCUGCAAAAAGAGAAAGUAUCUACUCAGAUUAUGACGAAGAAGUAACCAUUGAGCUGCUUCCAAAACAAGAAGAUAACUGGCCUGAAGAUAAGCCAUAAAGUAGGUGCGCCAUAUGGGGACACAGAGCAAGCUUCAAUGACGAGACAACGCUCCGGGUUAAGAAGAAUUGCACAAUGUUAAUACAAAGGUGUGCGCACGUAUUCGACAACUUGCACGGGUUAUAGGAUUCUGCACAGUACAGUUUUGCUACGAUUUAUGAUGUGGUAUAAUAAUAGUUAUUAUGAUAACACCGUGUUAUGUGUAUUUUCAAAUUUUGGAACCACAUUUAAAUUGACAAUUGAAGGCCAUAUUGUCUUUUAUAUAAAUUACUGAUCGCAGAAGACAAUUUAUUUCAUUUGGAAGCAGAGGCAUAUUCUGAAGCUCCUGGGCUGCACGACACCCUAUAUGAGAAUACAUGACUUCAGUAAAACGUGGUUGUGUUAACUGUUUAACAUUGCUAAAUAAUUGUUGUUUAAGUUCGAAAAUUGUAAAUAAUAUUAAUUCUGAAGAAAAUAAAUAUGUAAAUAGUAAAACUAGUUGUUGAGAAAGUUGAAUGUUCGAAAAAUCCACCAAAAUACUAUGGUAAGGAAAACACUAUCAUAAGCAAAUUCUAUAGUGAAUAUUGUUAUGAACAUGUUACGUGUAUGUUUAUAGUGUUUUCUUUUGAUUUGCUGGAAAUUUAAAGUAGAGGUGUUAUUUUACCUGUAGAUAAAAGGUAAGGGUAGAUUUCCCGCAAGAACAGAGCACCCCAAUCGCAGCCAUAGAGCCAUGGUCCGCAAAGUAGGCCCGUAACAAAAAGAAGUUGUAACGUAAAAAUAUUGUAGACGUGUUGCUUCAAAAACAACAAGUACAUUUUUAUUAUAUGCAAAAUACAGAAAGAUGGGGACGGGGGAAAGUGGAGCAAGGAUGAAUAAGUAAUGGUGAUAAUGAUCCCGAUACGGGAGGGAUAACUGUCCUUAUUUCCUUUUGCAAAUUAUCUACUUCUGUGUUACAUACUAAGUUAAAUACAUUUUAGAACACAAACUGCAAGUUAGCUUUAAGAAACAAACAACAUACCUGGCUAUAUAUCUUUUUUGAAACUGUCGAUUCACAUGUAUCUAGUUUAGUAUGAAAUGUUAUAUUGUUUAUUGAAAAACAUGUUAAUCAAAUAAAGCAUUAUGACAGAUAUUGAUGCAUUAUAAUGUAGAUAGACAAGUUCAAAGAUCAUAUGAUUAUGAUAUAUAUGGCAAACUUAACUCUUGUGAGGAGCUUAUAGCAAAUUUUUAGACUCGUUAUGAGUCAAACCGAUAUUUGACAUGGUGAAAACUUAUCACCUGUGUUAUUUUCAUUGUUUUUUAAAUUCAUUUCAGUGAUUUCAUGUCUCAGAAAUAAAGUGGUCUCCAUAUUUUAUCUGAUAAUGUAAACAUGAUGGUGAUGAUGGCGUUUUUAUGUAACUUUUAUGUUUUAAUAUGCAGAUGACGCUGCUAAUUUAGCUGAUAGCACACGUAUGUGUAAUUUGCAAAUCAAACAUUGUUGUAUUUUGGAAAACGAAAGAAGUUUAAGAUACAUUCCUGAUUUCCAGUAUGAUAAGAACGUUUCUGAAAUUGUUGAUCAUUUUACGUACUUAGAUGUAUAGUUCUCAUUCAUUGGUAUAUUGGACCGAUAUAUACAUACGAAAAAUCUUGGAUAUCCGACUAUAUCAGUUUUUUUUUGUAUUACCCAAAUGAAUUUUGACACGAGUGUACGAGGUAUAGACAUUUGCAGUACGGGGUAUAGACCGUUUUCAGAAAUAUCCUGAACGGUGUAUAGACGAAGAAAUUUGAGAUGUAUUGAAGGUUUCAUUCAAUAUGAUUACUUAAAGUUAUCUUUUCAGAAUGUCAACAAUGAUGUACAAAUGUGGAGCCAAAACAUGAAGCUUAAAAAAGAUAAUGGAACAUUAUUUUAUGAAACCUCAUUUCAUUUCUUAAGUAUUAUUGUUAUGCUUAUUCUUCUUUUUUCAUUAAUAGUCAUGUAUGUAUCUCUGCAUAAAAUUGUGAUACAUUAUACAAUGAAUUGUCAAAAGAUGCAUGCUGCAAACAUUUAGGGGUCUUCCUGUUAAACAAAUAAAUCUGUAUUACACUUACCUAGAUUACUUCGUAAAUUGGAGAUAUCUACAUUUUUGAUAGUGACACGUGAGCUUAUUAUUCCGAGAUGAACUUAAAAAUAAAAAUUAAAAAUUAUUCCGAAUUGAGAAUAACUAGUCCAUAGACACUUGAUAGGCUUAAUAAAUGCGUAUGUUUCAUUUCUUUUGUACUUUUUUCAGUGCACGAUAUAACUUCCUACGGUGGCAUAGAGGGGGUAUAGGAAAUAUUUUAUUCAUCAUGUGCGCAUGUGCUAGCAUAGAUGGGGACUUAAAGUAACUACCAAUAAAACAAAAAUUAUGAUUUUUGAAAAAGGCCGACAUACUCAACACAAUUUUAUAUAUAAUGAUACAGCGUUGGAAAAUGUGAAAAUAUUUAAGUAUCUUGGAAUAAAUUUGUUCAAAAGUGGUCAGUGGUACCGGACACAAAAGAAAUUAGCUCAACAUUCCCUGUUUUCAUUACACAAUUUAUUUACAGUAUUUAACCAGUUAGAAUUAUCUAUUAAUGAAAAAUUUAAACUUUUUGAUAGCAUUGUUGGUUCAGUUUUAAACUACGGUGCUGAAAUUUUUGGUUAUCAUGAAGGGAAAAAUAUAGAAAUGAUACACUGUAAAUUUCUUUAAAAAAUCUUAUGCGUAAAAAAGACAACAAAUCUUGAUAGACUUUAUGGUGAAACGGGGAGACAUCCCAUGCGAAUACAACGAAAAUUAAUUAUGAUAAAAUAUUGGUUAAAAAUACUCUCUUUAGGCAAUGAUACUUGCUGAAACGAAUGAACUUGAUGCAGAAAAUGGUCUUUCUUAUGGUGGAAAUAAUUGGGCAUUUCAAAUAAAACAAAAUCUAAAUGAAAUUGGAAUGACAAAUCUGUGGAUUAAUCAAGAACAUUUAACAGUAAAUUUUUUGCAAAUAAAAAGUAGAAUACUCGACAUCUAUAAGCAAGAGUGGUACGGUAGCGUUAAUAAUUCUAGUAGAUUAUCAACAUACAGUAUUUAUAAACAUUCUUUUGAAAUAGAAGAAUAUCUUAAAAAAGUUAACAUUAACAAAUUUCGAAUUUCACUUACAAAAUUUAGAUUAUCGUCACAUAAUUUAGCAAUAGAAACUGGACGAUACGAGAAUGUUACACGUGAAAACAGACUUUGUACAAAAUGCAAUUUAAAUGUAGUAGAAAAUGAAUUCCACUUUUUGUUAGUUUACCCGAAAUAUUACAAUCUACGUCGCAAAUAUUUGAAACCAUAUUACUGUCGUUGGCCAACAGCACAAAAGUUUCGAAAUUUAAUGUCUGCAUCAAAUACUCAGAUAUUAAACAAUUUAUCAAAAUUUUUGUAUUUUGCAUUUAAGGAAUGAAACAAUGAUUAAAGCAUUUUUACGCUCAUCAUCUACAUUACUUUACAUACUUAUUUUAUCAGUAGAACAUUAUUACUUUGUAAACUGUGAAUACGUAAAUACUUUCUCUGUAAAACACUAUCACUUAGUAAGCUGUGAGUCAUCUUACAUUACAUGAUUGUUUUUGUAAUUGUAUUGGCUAUAAAUGUGUAUUUGUCAUUUUAUGCCAAAUAAAGUAUAUGUUAUGUUA
Messenger RNA from Mercenaria mercenaria, 5098 nucleotides. RefSeq lists its product as uncharacterized. The record is from RefSeq and is a predicted model, not a curated record. Bases 208 to 1491 code for a protein of 427 amino acids. Lineage: Eukaryota; Metazoa; Mollusca; Bivalvia; Venerida; Veneridae. The transcript is spliced from 6 exons.